AACUAUAAACGAGUACAGAAGAGCUCACUUGCAAUGGACGACAGUAAGCCAUGGGCCCUGAUUUCAAAUGUGGAGGAACAAGGUCAUUUUAAAGAGUUCGUCGACAUAUUGAAACAACACUUCCAAAUCAUGUGCCAUAAAGAAUUGCUUCAAAACCCUCAUCUGCAUGGUCCGAAAAUCCAGGCCAUAUUAAUGUGGUGUGCCCUCCCUGCAGCCAAGCCUUCGCUGCUCAGUUUGCUUCCCUCGUUGAAGGUGAUCGCCAACGGUGGAGUGGGCGUCGACCACCUGGAUGUGCCGUACAUAUCCAGUCUGGGAGUGAAAGUUACCAACACACCCGGUGUGGUGAGCAACGCCACUGCAGAUAUGGCGAUGGGUCUGCUUCUGGCAUCAGCACGCAACAUCGUUAAAGGGCACCAAAUAGCUGUUAUCUCCAACAUCACUGACCAGUCACAAUGCCCGAUGGGAGCUGAAGUCACAGGGUCGACUCUGGGGAUUAUUGGAAUGGGACACAUUGGCCUCAAAAUCGCUCAAAGAGGCAAAGGAUUUGACAUGAAGAUCCUGUAUCACAACAGGAACAGGAGGAGCGUUGAGGAUGAGCAGGCGGUUGGGGCGAGUUACCGU
Messenger RNA from Plectropomus leopardus (leopard coralgrouper), 621 nucleotides. The record is from RefSeq and is a predicted model, not a curated record. NCBI's taxonomy places the organism in Eukaryota, Metazoa, Chordata, Actinopteri, Perciformes, Serranidae.